AUGUCACACGCCGACGAGCCCCAGCCUGAGCAAUCGAAGAAAAACAAGCCUUCUGUGCGACGAGCUUGCGUCGCAUGUCACACUGGGAAAACCCGAUGCAGCGAAACUCUGCCUUGUCAGAAUUGCGUCAAGCGGGGUGUAGCAUCCCUGUGUGCUUACCCCGACGCAGAGGUCACCAGCACGCCCCCAACUUCAACUAGCGAGCAAGCAAAGCCUCAACAACGUGACGACAGAUCGACUCCCAUCUCCGCGAUUGUGGCUGGCACGGCUCCCAAUCCAGCGUUCACCGUGGCUCCUCCAGCAUAUCCAACCAUGUCAGUUUCUACGACUACCACCCCGUCUUUUCGCCCAGCCAAACGACCCCGUCCUCUGACAGAAGAAGAGACUGCCUCGAUAACACGCAACUUCACCCGUGGAGACUUUUUCGUCGGUUCUAAUGCCCCAGUCCGUAUCGACCCACGGCUGCCGGUCCGGCUGAUGCUUGGAGAGGGAGACCAAGUCCAUUUCACUGUUGGGAACUAUGAGCCUUGA
Molecule: messenger RNA, 531 nt
Organism: Mycena indigotica
Lineage: Eukaryota; Fungi; Basidiomycota; Agaricomycetes; Agaricales; Mycenaceae
Product: Zn(2)-C6 fungal-type domain-containing protein
Exons: 5
Coding region: 1-531 (176 amino acids)
Biological process (GO): regulation of DNA-templated transcription
Molecular function (GO): DNA-binding transcription factor activity, RNA polymerase II-specific; zinc ion binding
Source: RefSeq, a predicted model, not a curated record